Molecule: messenger RNA, 1530 nt
Organism: Hibiscus syriacus
Lineage: Eukaryota; Viridiplantae; Streptophyta; Magnoliopsida; Malvales; Malvaceae
Product: COP9 signalosome complex subunit 1-like
Exons: 6
Coding region: 1-1347 (448 amino acids)
Cellular component (GO): COP9 signalosome
Source: RefSeq, a predicted model, not a curated record
AUGGAUGGCGAGGAGGACACUUCAAAUCCAAUGAUGGAGGCCAACGGAACCGGCGGCGUCGACGAAGCGCCGUUGUCUUCUACAUCGACACGGAAGAACCGGCCAAUUAUAAGCGGCGAACCACUGGACAUCGAGGCGUACGCUGGGCUUUACACGGGUCGGACCAAGAUCAAGCGGCUCAUAUUCAUCGCAAGCCGCUGCGACAAUCCUGCGAUGCAAUUGGAAGCCCUAAGGAUGGCUUAUGAUGAAAUCAAAAAGGGGGAGAACACGCAGCUUUACCGUGAAGUGGUUCAGAAGAUCGAAGGUCGAUUGGGUCCCAACUAUGAGAUGGAUGCUGCAUGGUGCUCUACGAUUGAGCGAAAAGACGAGCAGAGGAAAGAAAAGCUCGAAAGCGAACUCAAUGCUUAUAGGACGAAUUUAAUCAAAGAAAGUAUUAGAAUGGGAUACAAUGAUUUUGGGGACUUUUACUAUGCUCAUGGUGCAUUGGGGGAUGCUUUUAAAAGCUAUAUUAGAACUCGCGAUUAUUGCACUACGUCAAAGCAUAUUAUUCAGAUGUGUUUGAAUGCAAUUCUUGUCAGCAUUGAGAUGGUUCAAUUUAGUAAUGUGACUAGCUACGUUAGUAGAGCUGAGCUAACACCUGAGGCACUUGACCCCCCCACUGUUGCUAAGCUAUGUUGUGCUUCUGGUUUGGCUCAUUUGGAGGCUAAGAAGUACAAGCUUGCUGCUCGUAAGUUUUUGGAAGUUGGUCCAGAAUUGGGGAAUUCGUACAGUGAGGUUAUUGCUCCUCAAGAUGUUGCUACUUAUGGAGGACUUUGUGCACUUGCAAGCUUUGAUCGAACUGAGCUAAAGAACAAAGUUAUAGACAAUAUCAACUUCCGGGAUUUCUUGGAGUUAGUACCUGAAGUGAGGGAGCUUAUUAAUGAUUUUUACUCAAGCCAUUAUGCUUCUUGCUUAGAAUAUCUUGGAAACCUCAAACCAAACCUGAUGCUUGACAUCCAUUUAUAUAACCAUGUUGAGACCUUAUAUGAUCAAAUCCGCAACAAAGCCCUCAUCCAGUAUACCCUCCCAUUUGUUUCUGUUGAUAUGCGAAUGAUGGCCGAUGCCUUUAAAACAAGUGUUUCAGGGCUAGAGAAAGAACUAGAAGCCUUGAUUACUGACAACCAGAUACAGGCUCGGAUAGACUCGCACAACAAAAUUCUUUAUGCACGGCAUGCAGAUCAAAGAAAUGCAACUUUCCAGCGGGUUUUGCAAACCGGAAAUGAAUUUGAUCAGGACGUCAGGGCAAUGCUGCUGAGGGCAAAUCUUCUCAAGCGUGACUGCAAUCUUAAGGCUUCCAGGAAAGUCUGAACCAUGGACUGAAGCUUGACCCGGAAAUUCGUAAUAAGGUUUGGCCUUGGUUCCUGUUAUACAAAGGAAAGAUUGGGUCCAUGGUGGUGGAGAGUGCAUUUAAUGGAUUUCGGGCAACAUUAUUUUGUAUAUACACUAAAAUUUUCUUACGAGUUUUCAAUUAUUGUUUUCUUAGUUGACAUU